GUUUUCACACGGAAGAUUACUAAUGCCGCUGUGGCGUGUUGGGGGUGGUCACGUGUGUUUUAAAAAGUUUAUGCGCACGGAAGAGAAGAAAGCAGACGAGGUGAUCGUGGCGAGUCUCUGCUGCUACACGCUUUGAUACAUCCUCCAUCACCAGACACGGCUCUGUUGUAGCACCCAUUAGCUUUGGGUGUCGUUAUCUGCCUGUGUUAGGCCGGGAACGGUCUGGUCCCGCUUUCGCACGAGAACUGCACCGCAUCACUCCUUAGUAACGACUCUUUUCAGUUUGAAUCAAGCAGUUUUGAAUCAAAAAGUGUCACUACAAUGGUUUUCUUCACCUGCAACGGCUGCGGUGAGUCCCUGAAAAAAGCUCAGGUAGAUAAACAUGUGACCAUGUGCCGAGGUUGCCAGGUCCUGUCCUGCAUCGACUGUGGAAAAGACUUCUGGGGUAAUGACUACAAGAACCACGUUAAGUGUAUCAGUGAAGAUCAGAAGUAUGGAGGCAAAGGCUACGAGGCUAAGGCAAACAAGGGAGAUGUGAAACAGCAGCAGUGGAUCCAGAGGGUCCAUGAAGCUAUGAACAAACCUGGAGUCAGUGCAAAGCUCAAGGAUGUGCUCAGACAAGUCAGUACGUACGAUAACGUCCCAAGAAAGAAGGCCAAGUUUCAGAACUGGAUGAGAAACAGUCUUAAAAUAGCAAACACCAGCCUUCAUGAUGAAGUGUGGGACAUCCUUGCUGCAGCUGACAGUACUCCUGAGGCUCCCCAGGAGACCAAAGAAGCUAAAAAGACAGUGGCUGAAGUCAAAGUGGAUACUAAUGAGAAUGAGCAGAAGCAGAAUGGCGGUCCAGAUGUCGAGAAGAAGAAGAAGAAACUGAAUAAACAGGAGCGUAAAGAGGCCCGUCAGCAGAAGAAUGGCAAGGCUGUGAAAGGUGCCGAAAAAACAGUUGCACAGGAGCCAGAAGAAGACCAUGCGGGCAAAAAGAAAAAAAAGGACAGAAAGAGGAAGCACAGCUCUGAGGAAGAUGGAGAUGAAGAGCAGAAUGGGCAUGAUGCAGAAAAUGAGACAUCUAGCAAGAAAAAAAAGACAACUGCAGAGGAGCCCGAAGAGACAGAGGAGACAGAGGAUCAAGCGGUUCCCAAAGGCAAAUUCAACUGGAAGGGAAAUAUCAAGGCAGUACUGAGAGAAUCACCUGAUCAGGAACUGCCAGUGAAGAAACUCAGGAAGAAGAUUUUGGCAGCAUACUACUCUUUCACAGGAGAUGCAAAUUUUAAAACAGAGGAGGAUGUGCUAGCACUUUUCAACAAGAAGAUAAACAACAAUCCCAAAUUUAAAGUUUUGAAAGACAGAGUUCGACUUGUAAAGUAGAUCUGUUAAUCUCACCCGUCUGGCAUGAAUUGUAUGUUGUUCGUAGUCUUUUAAAAUGUAAAAAAACCAUUGUUGUCUGUCAUCCUCCAUUGGGUGUUUUUAUACAGGUGACAUAAGAUUACAUUUAUAAAUUAAAUUAAUUUUAUUACUGAA
Messenger RNA from Larimichthys crocea (large yellow croaker), 1518 nucleotides. It is a transcript of the gene lyar, whose product is annotated as Ly1 antibody reactive homolog (mouse). Gene Ontology annotation, biological process: rRNA processing; negative regulation of transcription by RNA polymerase II. The record is from RefSeq and is a predicted model, not a curated record. Lineage: Eukaryota; Metazoa; Chordata; Actinopteri; Sciaenidae. The transcript has 8 exons. Gene Ontology annotation, molecular function: DNA binding. Gene Ontology annotation, cellular component: nucleolus. Bases 322 to 1365 code for a protein of 347 amino acids.